This is a messenger RNA of Anolis carolinensis (green anole), 4535 nucleotides long. RefSeq names its product G-patch domain containing 2 like (gene gpatch2l). The transcript is spliced from 10 exons. The record is from RefSeq and is a predicted model, not a curated record. Lineage: Eukaryota; Metazoa; Chordata; Lepidosauria; Squamata; Anolidae. The coding region runs from base 166 to 1512 and encodes 448 amino acids. Gene Ontology annotation, cellular component: nucleus.
ACCCGGAAGGGGAGGGUGUGCUCUCCCGCCCCCUCCCGCGAGGACCGGAAGUGCCGUUUGGAACCGACUGCCUGAGCGGAACGCGAGAGGCCUAAGCGGCGGUUGAGCGUCGCGCGGAAGGCGGAUGAGGCCUGAGAGGCCGCCGCGGGACACCGGAUUUUGCUCAUGGAUGAGUUGGUGCAUGAUUUGGCCUCAGCUCUUGAGCAGACAUCUGAACAGAACAAGCUGGAUGAGCUGUGGGAAGAAAUGACUCUCAGUCCAAGGCAGCAGCGUCGACAGCUUCGCAAGAGGCGGGGACGCAAGCGACGUUCAGAUCUUACACACCAAGCAGAGCAUGCUUGUUGCUACAGCGGUGCCUCAGAAUCUAGUCUGGAUGAAGUUGUGGAGGACUGUCGGGAGGUGCUGACUGCCAACUUCAGUGACUCAGAUGACAUGGCAGGAUCCAAACGUCAUCCAGCUCUCAGUGCAACUCUCAGGAGUAAGCCACACUCAUGGCAUGAGUCAGACUCAUUCACCGAGAAUGCACCUUGCCGGCCAUUGAGGCGCCGUCGAAAAGUUAAGCGUGUGACAUCAGAGGUGGCUGCUAGCCUUCAGCAAAAACUGAGAGUGUCAGAAUGGAGUUAUGAAAAGGGUUGCAGGUUCAAGUCUGCUAAGAAGCAGCGACUGUCCCGCUGGAAGGAAAAUGCUCCAUGGACUUCAUCCACUCGAGGACUGUGUGAAUCGGCAGACAGCAGGGCCUUCCUCAACAAAGGGGUGAGGAAUGAGAGGAUGGAGUGUGAAGCAGAUGAACAGAAGCAAGGCUCUGAUGAAAACAUGUCUGAAUGUGAAACCAGCAGUGUAUGUAGCAGCAGCGACACUGGUCUUUUCACCAAUGAUGAGGGCCGCCAAGGUGAUGAUGAGCAGAGUGAUUGGUUCUAUGAGGGAGAGUGUGUCUCAGGAUUCACAGUCCCUAAUCUCUUGCCCAAAUGGGGAACUGACCGCCAGUCUGAUAUGGAACACAUGGACUCCAACCUUGAGAAAAUCUCAGAUCCAACAUUCCUUCUGCCCUCUCGGCCUGCUACAAGAGGAUUUCAUGCCCGCUUGAACCGCCUGCCCAGUGUUGCAACCCGUUGCCUUAGGAAGGGACGUAGGAGGCUGGUUAGCAAGGAGACCAUCAUGAGUGCUAUGGGCACUGAGAGAAUUAGCCACAUCAUUGGUGAUUCCUGCCAAAAAGAUUUCUGGUUGCCAUCAGUGGGAAUGAGAGAUCGCAACCAGUUCAAUCCACUAUCUCCCCUGUAUUCUUUGGAUGUUCUUGCUGAUGCUUCCCACCGAAGGUGCUCUCCAGCACACUGCACAGCCAGGCAGACUAAUAUACAUCUGGGACCACCAUGCUCAAGGGACAUAAAGAGGAAACGAAAACCAGUAAUGGCAACAGCCUCUCUUUCCAGUCCAACCUCAGCUGCUUUAUCCAUCCACAGAGAUGCAUCAGACACUGGCCCACCAGCAUCGCAUUCUCAGAGGCACCAGAACUGACCGGAAGUGCAGAAUCCAUUCAUCAGGGAGAAGCCCCAUCGCUCCUACCUGAGGCAGCUGUUUUUUUUAAAAUGCCACCAGAUAUGAUCCUUGACUGCACCAGAGGGAAGCAGCUCUUUCUCUGAACAGCUCGUGGACCUUUUGAUAUGUUGGACUGCAGACUGUCAGAAGGUUCAUCAAACAUCUUGGCUGGCAAUAACUAUCUCUCCAGUGGUAGCAUGUGAUCUGUUUUAUUCCACUCUCCCCACAAUUUGUGUCUGUAACUCUAUGUAAAAAUGUAUAAUUGUUGCUGGGGUUUCCAUACUUAAUAAUGUUUCUGCUGUUGCUGUACAAGUAAGUAUCUGUUAUGCACUCUCAUUUUCAGACCCAGCAGCUGCUGCCUGUGUGCGUGCAAAUGUUAUUGGCUAUUGCAAAUGCCUGUCUUUGUUGUAAACCUCUUUAUUCCUCAGACAUAUCUGUUGUUGUAGAGUCCUGUGUUUAACAGGAGGAGUUCUAAUUGCAGUAUAUAUAUUGAGAGGCAGAACUGCUUUCUCUGGCAAGAGUAACUGCUGAAAACAGGCUAGUAGGUAUCCCUUAUUCCAGGGGAGAAUAGCAAAGGGUAAGCUUUAUAUGAACUAGGUACAUUGACUAUUUUAUUAGGAAUACUCCUAGAGGCUACUUGUUCGUCAGCUUUUUGAGCAGAUAUAUUCCCUUUCAGGCUGUUUUUUAUGUAGCUUUAUCCUUCCAUGUUUUUCCUCUUGUACUACUGCUAUAACCCGAUAUUGGUCCUAAGGCUUCUUUUCUAGCUGCCUAUCUUUUCCAGUGUCUGUUGCUGCUACAAAAGCCAAUGAAAACAUACAUGAGCAAAGUAGACAUGUCCUGUCAGGAGGCUUUGCAAUGUAUAACCCUGAAUGCAAAUAACAAUGAAAUACUAUAGCUAUAGCUAUUUUGUUUUGAAAGCUGCUGUAAAAAUCCAGCCAAGACAUUUGCCUAGGUCCUAUGUUGCCAUUCGCACAGUUCAAAAAUAAUUAUGUCUUUUCAGGGUGGACUUUAUGUAGAUGGUAUCCACUUACUCUGGGAACCUUUGACCUUCUUGAGACUAUGGGCACACCUGGAUUUUUAAGAGUUUUAGAGCCAUGUUCUUUUUAUGCCAGACAAACUAACAGUCUUGAUCAUGAGCAAACUCAAAGGAUCCAUUCCAGUUCUAUUCCCCUUUCCACUUCUGGCCAACUUCAUCAAUUGACAUCAAAAUGCAGUGAUGACCCAAACUUACUGUUGCAUUCAAACAAUAUAAAAUCUCCUUUCUUAGUAAUGUGUAUAAAGAAAAGGUAUACAUUUUAUUCAGUGUUCUCUCUCCCCCUUCUGUGUGGAAUGGUGCUUUGUCCCUACAACUCUUUCUUCCUCAUUCCUCAAUAUAUGUGAACAGGUUUGCAAAAUAGUCCAAGUUCCUAGGCAUCAGCAUCAUAUUUUGGAAGCCUGGACAAUUGUUCACUCAUUUUAUGUUUCUAAUGCAACUAGUAAUGCUUUUUAAAACAAAUUACUUCAUUUGAAGCUUCCCUUGACAUUUUAUUUGCACAAUAUGUACCUGGACGUGUAUUCAGAAUUACAUCUUCGAUUGGAUCCACUUCUCUUUGUGGCACUUUACGGUUACAAGGCCAGAGUGUAUGAAAUUGCAACUUGUUUCUGUGCAUCUGGAAUCCAGUCAUUGGAAACAGAUAGGUGCUGCUUAGAUAUAGACAAGUGGUUUGUAUGUUUCAUCUGCUUGUAUAAUGCUUUGAUCUCUUUGCCUUAACUCAUGACAUUAUAUGUGUAUGUGAUGGGCAUAAGAAACUGUAUUAAUUGUAUACAAUAAUGUUUAAAUGGUUACCCAUGCAAUGAUAUGGGUCUAUUAGAGCAGCUCAUACAUGCCUUACUGCUACAGUUUUGUUAGUGAUCCCAUUCCUGUUUCAGGAUGGUUAACACCAAUUAUGUAUUCCAAGCACAGCUUAGAUCUUUGUACGUUGACUUUUCAUGUGCUUCUUAAAAUUGUCUGGGUAAGAAAACUUGUUUUUAAUCCUCUAUAAAGUAUCUAAAAGCCAGGGGUUUGAUUGAAUGAUUGGUGAAGAUUUUAAGGACCUCAAAAAGAGCCACCAUUAUAACUCUGUUGGUUUUGGUGAGAGUGCACCACUAAUUUUAUCACUCCAGUCAGCUUAUGUUGCAUUUUAAGCAGUAGGCUGUGUCCUGAAGAUUUUAUUAAGCUUUUCCUUUAAAAAAGAAAAGAAAAGUAUUUCCAGAAUACAGAGUUGAUAAAUGUAGAAAGAAAUGUUGCAAUUAAUUUUAUAUCAAAUAAUACUCUAAUAAUUGACCUUGGUAAAGUGAUAGUGGGUUUAGUUUCACUUGUUUGCAGUGUUUGCAGAUCAUUAAUUCAGCUUGAGUAUACCUUAUCCGGAGUUCCAAAAUCUGUAAUCUUGUGAACUUGUAUGGCUGAAGAAAGAUGUGAUUGGAAAGAGACAUGAGGAUAUGUGAAAUGAUGGGAAUCCAUACCUCCUGCCAUUCACAUAGCCUCAUGUUUCUCUCGAGCUGAACUAGUGAGCAGAAGUGUUGCAGCCACUGCUUCAGUUGCUUGAUGGUAUUCAGAAAGAGGCCCAAACUUACUAAAUUUAUAAUCUCAGUGGUAUGUAAAAUACUUUUUGAUAUGCACUGCCAUUACUAUACCUAACAAAUCAGAGGUGUUAUUUAGCAUGAGACUUGUGUAACUUGGACUUUGUGAAUCUUGCACAAAGUAAAUUUCAGAGACUAAAGGAAUAUACAUUCUUUUAACAGAAUAGCCACAAUUCUGUGCCUGGAAUACAUGAAGUUCGUAGUGAAAACUCCAGAUUUAUGAAAUUCUGACUCAGGAUGAAAAGGCACUAGGGAUGGUAAGCAACAUAGACGGAACUAAAGUAAUAGAGGCGCAACCAUUGUUUGGACAGCACUUGCAACAAUUGCCAAAUUAUUCAAAAAUACAUGUGAUCUCACAAUUGUGGAACCCACAGGACCAUGUAUAUAAACGGAAAUGUGAUAUA